CCCUGCCGGCCUUGGUGCCGGGGCUGCAGGGCGGCGAGGCCAGCGCGCUGCAGCACAAGAUCCGCAGCUCCAUCUGCAAAACUGUACAAUCUAAAGUGGACUGCAUUUUGCAAGAAGUUGAGAAGUUUACAGACCUAGAGAAACUCUACCUCUACCUUCAGCUGCCUUCGGGUCCCAAUAAUGGAGACAAAAGCGAUCAGAUCUCCAUGUCGUCCAGCCGUGCCCAGCAGAUGCACGCCUUCUCGUGGAUACGGAACACCUUGGAAGAGCACCCUGAGACAUCCCUUCCCAAGCAGGAGGUUUAUGAUGAAUACAAGAGCUAUUGUGACAAUCUUGGCUACCACCCACUAAGUGCUGCUGACUUUGGAAAGAUCAUGAAAAACGUCUUUCCAAAUAUGAAGGCCCGUCGUCUAGGCACAAGAGGCAAAUCAAAAUAUUGCUACAGUGGACUGAGGAAGAAGGCUUUUGUGCAUAUGCCAACACUGCCCAACCUUGACUUUCAUAAAACUGGAGAUGGGUUGGAUGGGGCAGAGCAGUCUGGGCAGCUGCAAAGUGCUGAUGAGGAAGUUGUCUCUGCGGCCUGCCGGCUUGUUUGUGAAUGGGCCCAGAAAGUGCUGAGCCAGCCUUUUGAUACAGUCUUGGAAUUGGCUCGUUUCCUCGUAAAGAGUCACUAUAUCGGUACCAAGUCAAUGGCAGCUUUAACAGUAAUGGCAGGGGCACCAGCAGGAAUAAAAGGGAUCCCCCAGCCCUCAGCUUUUAUACCUACUGCUGAAAGUAAUUCUUUUCAACCGCAAGUGAAAACUCUGCCGUCUCCUGUUGACGCCAAGCAGCAGCUGCAGCGUAAGAUCCAGAAGAAGCAGCAAGAACAGAAACUGCAGUCUCCUUUGCCAGGAGAGUCUCCAGCAAAGAAAACGGAAGGCACCGCAACCAACGGUGUGACCAGUAUAUCUAAUGGAAGUCCUGCAAUUCUGUCUCCUCCACCUAUUGGCAUUGUUGUGGCAGCUGUCCCCAGCCCAAUACCGGUGCCAAGGACCAGGCAGUUGGUGACGUCUCCAAGUCCUGUGGGAUCGUCUGAUAGCAAGGUCCUGCCACUCAAUGUUCAGGUGGUCACUCAGCACAUGCAAUCAGUCAAGCAGUCACCAAAGACUCCCCAGAACGUUCCCGCCAGCCCAGUUGGUGACCGCUCUGCCCGGCAUCGCUACCCACAGAUCUUACCGAAGCCAGCAAAUACCAGUGCUCUCACCAUCCGCUCUCCCACAACGGUGCUCUUUACCAGUAGCCCAAUCAAGACUGUUGUGCCAGCUCCACAUGUGAAUUCCUUAAAUGUGGUAAAAAUGACAGCAAUAUCUCUUGCCCCAAGCAGCAGUAGUGUGCCGGUCAAACAGACGCCUUCAGUUAGCAGUAGUGCAGGAGCAGUGGAAGAAGGGAGGACUGGUCCACAGAUAAAAAAUGGAUCUGUUGUUUCACUUCAGUCUCCAGGAUCCAAGCCUAGCACUGCUGUAGCUGCACCUGCAGUCAAGAUCAAAAUGGAACCAGAAGCAUUGCUGGAUGAGAACUCGGUACAGGGCCAAGAGAGUUCUGAUGUGUCUAAAUCCAUAAAGGCAACCCCUGACCUGCCUCCUGCUCAACUAAUGAAUUUUGAGGUUGCAACCUUGAAGGUUUCAGCUGAUGAUGUCGUGGAGGUAAAACCAGUUAAAGGCUGUGAUCAGGGAGCUGAAGAAGCAGGGACCAAAUAUAAAACACAAUCUAAUGAGAUCGCACCGGUUUCUUCAGCAGGCAAUAAUCAAAGCACUCUAAAGCUCUCAGUUGCCAGUCAAAACUUGUCCAGCACCAGCAUCGGUUCACCUCCUACUGGUGAGUCUACGAUUAAAGACAAAACGUGCACUAAAAGUCCAAGAAAGCGACAACCUUCUACACUUCAAGAUUCCCAGGUACCACCUGUAAAGAAACCACUGGUGGAGCAGCUUUCAGCUGGUAAUGCUGUGGAGGGUCAAAAAGCAAACAGCGUUAAGAAGUCUCCGAAGGUUGGAUCGUUAGCUAACAGUGACAAUGCAGCAACACUUGCUCAAGUUCCCAGCAAGGUACCUGUGAAGGUACCUGUACCUUCUGCAGCUGCAGCAAACUUAGCAACAGACCUUUCUUUGAGCACCAAUUUAAAUAGCAGUGAUUCUACUUUAGGACAGCAGCUUGCAUCAGCAUCAUCUCCAGAUAUAAAAGUAAAAUUGGAAGGAAACAUGUUUAUCAUAGAAAAUGAUUCAAAAUCUGAUGGCAGCUUUAACCCAAAUACGUGGCACCAUCUCACCAAAACCUCCGACUUUGCAUCUGUGAAUUGUGAACAGCAGCAAGAUAUCAGUGUUAUGACUAUUGCAGGGCACUCUGGUUCUGGUGACUUACAGGAAUCGGCAUGGGAGCCAGUGCACUGCGAAGGUAUACAGCAGGAUGCAUACAACCAGCAGCUACAGAGCCAGAUCCAGGACUCCUCCUUGAGUCAAAUACAAGCACAGUCUUCAAAUCAGUUACCUCUGCAGUCUGAGCUGAAAGAGUUUGAACAUACAGUCCCUCAGUCAAAUGAAAACUACUUUUCAUUUGAUGAUGACCUUACCCAGGACAGCAUUGUGGAGGAGCUGGUGCUCAUGGAGGAGCAAAUGUCCAUGAAUAAUUCUCAUCCUUAUGGUGGUUGUCUAGGAAUGGCACUUCAGAGUCAGACCACAGCUCAAGGAGCUCCUGUGUCAUCUCAUCCAAGCAGUGCGCACUUUUACCAUUCAAUCCAUAACAACAGCACUCCGAUUCACACUCCCACCCCCACCCCCACCCCGACUCCCACCCCCACCCCGACUCCAACACCCACCUCCGAAAUGAUCACUGGAUCUCAGAACAUGUCCCGAGAGAGCCCUUGUUCAAGGCUGGCUCAGACGACUCCCGUAGACAGUGCUCUAGGAAGCAGCCGGCAUACGCCCAUCGGCACACCGCAUUCGAACUGCAGUAGCAGUGUCCCUCCAAGUCCUGUGGAAUGCCGAAACCCAUUUGCAUUUACUCCCAUCAGCUCCAGUAUGGCUUACCACGACGCCAGCAUUAUAUCAAGUAGCCCUGUGAAGCCAAUGCAGCGGCCUAUGGCUACCCAUCCCGACAAAACCAAGCUUGAGUGGAUGAAUAACGGCUACAGCGGUGUUAACAAUUCGUCGGUUGCAAACCAUGGCAUCCUUACAAGCUAUCAGGAGCUGGUAGACGACCGCUUCAGGAAACCUCACGCUUUUGCUGUUCCUGGCCAGUCAUACCAGUCUCAGCCGCGCCACCAUGAUACUCACUUCGGUCGUGUGACUCCUGUUUCACCUGUGCAGCACCAGGCAGCCCCUGUCAGUAGCACCACCAAGCAAGAGGGCUUUGCUGUUCCUGCUCCUUUGGACAACAAAGGAACCGGUUCCUCUCUCAACAACAGUCUGAGAUGCCGGAGCGUGAGCCCUGCUGUCCAUCGCCAGCGUAAUCUCAGUGGCAGCACUGUUUACCCUGUUUCAAAUAUACCACGCUCUAACCUGACACCUUUUGGAAGUCCAGUGACUCCUGAAGUUCACAAUGUAUUUGCUAAUAUCCAUGCAGACACCAGUGCCAAUAACAUAGCGCAAAGAAGCCAGUCAGUCCCGUUGACUGUGAUGAUGCAGACGGCCUUCCCGUCUCUUCAGAAACAAACAAACACUAAAAAAAUAACCAAUGUGUUGUUAAACAAACUUGAUUCUGAUAGCGAUGAUGCAGUGAGAGGUUUGGGAAUGAACAACAUGCCCUCAAAUUACACAGCCAGGAUGAAUCUCACUCAGAUUUUAGAGACAUCCGCUGCUUUUCCUAGUGCCAACCCGCAAAACAUGAUCAAUUCCAGCACUUCAGUUUAUGAAUUCCAAACACCAAAUUACCUCACAAAGAACAGCAGCACCGAUCAGAUCAGUUUUUCUUCUGGAGAUAACCAAGCACAAUCAGACAUCGGAGAGCAGCAAUUAGAUUUUAGCAGCACUGUAAAAGACCUUUUAGGGGAGGACAGUCUGCCAACAAACCAGCAGCUGGUGAAUCAGGUGGCAUCAGAUCUCAAUAACGUUGCAUCUGUCUUUUCCAGCGACAUCAGGUUGUCUUCCGAGCUCUCAGGCAGCAUUAACGAUCUGAACACUUUGGACACAAAUCUACUGUUUGAUCCAGGUCGUCAGCAGGGACAAGACGAUGAUGCUACACUGGAGGAAUUAAAAAAUGACCCCUUGUUUCAACAAAUCUGCAAUGAAUCCAUUAACUCAAUGACUACAUCAGGUUUUGAGUGGAUGGAGAGUAAGGAUCAUCCUGCUGUUGAAAUGUUGGGUUAAUCUUGUUUUAUAAUAUGUAUGUAGCACACUGUAUCUAAAAGACAGACGUAUUGUAUUUGUCUUAAUGGAAGUGCCUCCUGCAGCAGAAACACUUGCUAUGUAUUGUGGCAUUUUUUAAAAAGUUUGCUGUACCUGUUGCUCAUUCUUCAGCAGGGAAAAGGCAGUCUUACCAAUUUUAAACGAAUCUCUGAAGGUGAUGGGCUAUCAAAGAGCCAGUAUUAAAAUUUGAAUUUUAUAGUGUUUCCCAUUCAACAUUUCUUAUUGUAGCAAAUAAAGAAGUGGUUAAUAGCCAGCCAGCAAUGACCGCUAUGGUUGAGGCUUUGUGAAGGUUUUAAGUCGAGCUUGUUAGUAGGCCUUCCAUACUUUGUAUUGCUUGUUACUUCUUAGUAGAUGAUCCUUACUGACCUUUGUUGUUCAAGUCUGAAAUGCAGGGUGCCUGCAGAUAGGUAGGUGGUGGGGAGUGGGUACAAGUGAACCAGGUGACACGCAGGUGCCUCAUCAUUGUGUAGCUGUCUUGAGCACUGCUCAGUGGUGAACUGUGGGAAAUCUCUGUAGCACUGGUGCCAUUGACAUCUCUAGUAAAAACGCAGAGAUAGGAAAAACUAACAGGAAUGAUCAAGGAAAAAGAAAGAUGCACUAAAUUUUUUAUUUAAGAGAAAUAAAUCUAUGUAGUUAUUUUAUCCAUUAAUAUUCAUGACAUACUUGAUACUUUAGUUCUCACUUCAAUGUUUUUACAUUAGGUAAAAUUCAUGCGAAGAGUUUUUGAGCACUGAGAUUUAAUCUAGACAGAACACCCUAUUUUAAAGUGAUAGGUACUGUUUAAUUAUUUAUCAAUGCUAGAGAAGGAACGUGAUAUUUCCCCUCUUUUUUUUUAAAUAAAAGAGCUGCUGGAGCUCAUUAAAAUACUAUUUUUAAAGAUUCAUUUUUUAAGUUUGCUCUUUCCUAACCUAGUGGAGGGUGUAGGAAGAUGUUCUUUUCUCUGUAUUUCAGUAGGUUGAGCCUUUCUGUCUUUCUUGCUUGCUCUCUUUCUCAAACAAAAGAUGAUUAAAAUAUUAGAAAAUGUGGUUGAUCUAAAAAUAUGUCAUAUAGAGCCAUAAUACUGCCAGGCACUUUACAGAUACACAGUAAGACAUUUGAUCUUUCUUUUGGUAAAACUACUUUUUAAAGUACUUACUGGUUUAAAAGCCUGAAUUCCAUUUUCAUAAGUGAUUUGACAGGACUGGUGAAUCUAAUUUUUUUUAGAAGUCCUUAGCUGCCCCUCUGGAAAAUGAGAUUUAGACUUCUGCCUCACUAGUUCACUUGAACCAAAAAAGGCCUUUUGUUUUAUCAGCAUGGCAUGGAUCUCUCUUAACGGUCAAAAGAGAGGGGUACUUAACUGGCCGUGGCCCUGAUGCUAGAAAGAGGACUCGCAGAGGCAAGCUUUGACAAAAGAAGUGGGGCACCGAGGAUGCUACAAUACCAUCGUUUAAGCUUAGUAGAAAAUUGAUUAUUUCUCCUGUGAACUGACACUUACAAAACAGAAAACAUUUUCCUCUCUUGCAUUACUUCUUUGAAGGAGCGGUCAUGAAUUUAUGAAGGGGGAGGCACAAUAAGCCCCCCUAGAUUUACUUAAGGGGAAGAUGCUCAGAUUUUUUGGGUGAUUAGUGGUUUUUUGUUUAAGUGUCUUGGUGGUCGUCUGUUUCUUCAGUUUUUGCUAAUGACUUGAGAUCCCAGUACUGGUCAGUUUUUUUGGCAGUGCUGGUUCAACUUGUGCUGCUGCAUUGGCACGUGAAGUGCUGGUGUACCACGGCUUCUCUUGCUCUUGACCCAAUUCAUCACCAGUCUAUGGCCUCUUCUGCAGGGACAAACAGUUGUGCCAAGCUGUAGCACCUUAUGGGGGCCUGAUUUCACUGUGCUUGCAUCAGAAGUUUUGCCACUUUGUCAGGAUCAAACUUGGAGAGUUCAGAUCCCUCCUCGAAGCACAUGGAUGUGCGAUAGUGUGGUUUGCUUAGUUUAUGACCAAGUGACCCUUUUAAGUUUUGUUAAGAAAAUGGAGAGGAGACUAAAAACUGCAUGGUAGCCUUUUGCUUGUUAUCUUGCCAGGUGUCUGUCAGUAAGGCUUGAACCAUUUUUCUUGUAGACUAAAGUUGCUGAAGGCAGGGCUUGAGUUCUGUACCUGCCUGUGGCCUUUUGCCAGAGAUGUGCUGAACAUCCUCUCACCUUGGUGACUUCACUGGGUCUGAGAGACACUCGGCACCUCUGUUUUUUUCCUGACCCUGUGUGAAGUGCCAGCACUACUGUGAAUAGGUGACACCUACCUUUUGAUGGAGGUUGAUGGGGGAGGACGUGAGCACCGGCGCUGCGGGGGGAAGCUGCACACGUGCUGCAGCAGCCCCUGCAUUUGCGUGACGUGCUGGCCUCACCUCCAGGUCGCUAACACUGAGACUGAGAUGGGCUUGGGGGAAAUAAGUUUUUACCUAACUUCACUAGUUUUUUAAGAACAUUUCUCAGAAAAGCAAGAGUAGAUUUAAAGCUGAUGCGUUCUAAAUUAUGCAGCCAUCACCAAAGGUUUUUAAAAGUGCGUUUAAAAUUAUUUAUAAAUACAAGCAUUACAUUGGGCCUAACGUGACUUAAUUAGCGAAAAUACUCUAUAAUCAGUGGAUUUAAAGCAAAUAUAUGUUUACUUUAAGAAGUGUUCAAUUCGAUAAGGAUUGUUUCAAGUAAAAUCCAAGGCACAGGCACAGCUUUGUACGUUGGUAUGUAUUAUUUUAGAAGUGUUUGUGUGUUGGUGUUAUAAUUAAUAAUGUUAGGUCCCUGUACUUAGUGCUAGUUAGUUCUUUACUAUACAUUGAGACAGAGCACUACUGCACACCAAAGUAUGCAAUACCCAAAGGAAAAUUCUGUGAUUCUAACAAAUGGAAGCCUGUCCGUGUCAGAUACUCCAAAACUAAGAAUUUGAGACAGUUCUGACCCCUUGUUUACAUUAUCGGCUUCCUACUAACACGAGAAAUAAAUUAUUUUGAUAGCAGUUUUUGCUAAAGUAUACGAACUAGUGAAUUUGUACCCUGUGUACAGUAUUGCAGCAAACACUUUAAAUUUGGUUGGUUGGUUAGUCCAGCAAACUUUCUGGGUUCAUAUAUUGCACUAAAAUUCUGUUGAACCUGUGGCAGGCACAUUCCUUAGGAUAAAUACAACAAAUAUGGCCCACAGAUUAAAAAAAAAAAAGCAAAACAAAAAAAAUUUUUAAUGUGUUUCAUUAUUAAAAGGCAAAAUGUCAUUAAAAGUGACAGGUGAAAUUGUCUUAUGUAGCAAUGUGCAUUGAUCUCAAUGAGAUAUUUCUAUUUCUUAUUCUCUUACAUGAGAAUAUUACAGCAGGAAAAAUUAAGUUUAGUUUGCUUCACCAUGUUAAUACAUGAUCACAAAAUGUGCAUGAGUGUUAAUGACUUAAUCUUGUACAGUACUAGAUAUAUUCCUGUAACCACUUUUAUUUUUUUUAUUCUUUUGCUGUAUUGAAACUGGUUCAGUGUUAACCAGGUGAGCAUAGUUAUUCACAAGUUAUUUACUUUUUUAUGUUAACUAAUUCAGCUUAGUUAUUGUUGAAUAUGUUCCUUUCUUGGAUUAUUUUUUAUUGUUCUGGUGUUGAAAACAUUUUUGCAUCAUUUUAUCAUGAUAAGAAUUCAUGAAGUAAAUAAUUUGCAAAUAAUUGCAAUAAGCACUGACUUCUGAACUGAAAAGAAGGAAAGCGUUUCUUGUGCAGUGCAUCUGAGGUUCAUAUAAUAGUCUUGUACUAUACUGUGCUUUAUUUACUGCACCGUAAGGAAAGAAAAAUCCCUGUUCCACGUUUUCAUUUAGUGCAGGAAAUCCAGUUUCUCCCCUCUUUCCCAGUGUUCUGUUGUCUGUUGUACUGCUGAAACUACAGUAGUUGAAUAUUGCAGUAGCAUUUCAGUUAUUUUUUUUAUUGAAAGUGCUCAAAAAUUGUUUUUUAAAUGUUUUCAAAAACAAUAAAAACAUUUUAUAUUA
This is a messenger RNA of Gymnogyps californianus (California condor), 8336 nucleotides long. RefSeq names its product regulatory factor X7 (gene RFX7). Gene Ontology annotation, molecular function: RNA polymerase II cis-regulatory region sequence-specific DNA binding; DNA-binding transcription factor activity, RNA polymerase II-specific. The record is from RefSeq and is a predicted model, not a curated record. NCBI's taxonomy places the organism in Eukaryota, Metazoa, Chordata, Aves, Accipitriformes, Cathartidae. The coding region runs from base 207 to 4337 and encodes 1376 amino acids. Gene Ontology annotation, biological process: regulation of transcription by RNA polymerase II. The transcript has 9 exons.